AUGGAGCCAGUCAACAGCACAGAGGUGUCUGAGUUCUUCCUGAAAGGAUUUUCAGGUUACCCUGCCCUGGAGCACCUGCUCUUCCCUCUGUGCUCAGCCAUGUACCUGGUGACCCUGCUGGGGAACACAGGCAUCGUGGCGGUCAGCAUGCUGGAUGCCCGCCUGCACACACCCAUGUACUUCUUCCUGGGCAACCUCUCCAUCCUGGACAUCUGCUACACGUCCACUUUUGUGCCCCUGAUGCUUGUCCACCUCCUGUCAGCGCAGAAGACCAUCUCCUUUCUUGGCUGCGCACUCCAGAUGUGUCUGAGUCUGUCUACAGGCUCCACAGAGUGCCUGCUGCUUGCCAUCAUGGCCUAUGAUCGCUACCUGGCCAUCUGCCGGCCCCUUAGGUACCCCGUGCUGAUGAGCCACCGGCUCUGCUGGUUGCUGGCAGGAGCCGCCUGGGUCCUCUGUCUCUGCAAGUCAGUGACUGAGACAGUCAUUGCCAUGAGGCUGCCCUUCUGCGGUCACCGUAUGGUCAGUCACUUCACCUGCGAGAUCCUGGCAGUCCUGAAGCUGGCCUGUGGUGACACGUCCAUCAGUGAGGUCUUCCUGCUGGUGGGUGCCAUCUUGCUGCUGCCCGUGCCUCUGGCCUUCAUCUGCCUGUCCUACACGCUUAUCCUGGCCACCACCCUGAGGGUACCCUCAGCUGCCGGGCGCCGCAAAGCCUUCUCUACUUGCUCAGCACACCUGGCCGUGGUGAUGCUUUUCUACGGCACCGUCAUCUUCGUGUACAUGAAACCCAAGAGCAAGGAGGCCCGUAUCUCUGACGAGGUCUUCACGGUCCUCUACGCUGUGGUGACACCCAUGCUGAACCCCGUCAUCUACAGCCUGAGGAACAAGGAGGUGAAGGAGGCCACCAGGAAGGUGUGGGGCAGGAUACAGACCUCCAGGUGA
Messenger RNA from Budorcas taxicolor (takin), 939 nucleotides. Its product is annotated as olfactory receptor 13J1-like. NCBI's taxonomy places the organism in Eukaryota, Metazoa, Chordata, Mammalia, Artiodactyla, Bovidae. The record is from RefSeq and is a predicted model, not a curated record. Gene Ontology annotation, biological process: G protein-coupled receptor signaling pathway. The transcript has a single exon. Gene Ontology annotation, molecular function: olfactory receptor activity; G protein-coupled receptor activity. Gene Ontology annotation, cellular component: membrane. Bases 1 to 939 code for a protein of 312 amino acids.